Messenger RNA from Nematolebias whitei (Rio pearlfish), 162 nucleotides. RefSeq names its product DNA-binding protein Ikaros-like. The record is from RefSeq and is a predicted model, not a curated record. The transcript has 2 exons. The annotation marks the transcript as partial. Lineage: Eukaryota; Metazoa; Chordata; Actinopteri; Cyprinodontiformes; Rivulidae.
ACUUGCACCGCAUGGAGACAGAGGAGGACCAGGAGAUGGCCCAGAUGCCAGGCAGGGAGAGCCCCCCCGCCAACGACACAUCGGAGGAGGCGGAGGAGCCCAUGGCUGUCCCAGAGGACCUGUCGGCCAACUCCAGCCAGCAGAACAACCGCGGAGACAAAG